Emiliania huxleyi CCMP1516 is the source of this 1405-nucleotide messenger RNA. RefSeq lists its product as hypothetical. The transcript has 7 exons. The record is from RefSeq and is a predicted model, not a curated record. Lineage: Eukaryota; Haptophyta; Isochrysidales; Noelaerhabdaceae. The annotation marks the transcript as partial.
GGCUCGCCGACCAUCAGGGGCCGCUCUCGUUCCUGUCGAGCCGCUCUCAGCUUCCCGGGGGCACGAGCGGCGGCUAUGGGUUGGUUCUCAAAGAAGGCCGCCAAGCCAGCCGAGGCGAACGCGCCAGCUACCGGCCGCGCCUCUUCCUCAUCAAGGAAGAGCAAGUCGGACGCCGCCGCGCCGUCCGAGCCCGCUCCGGCCGAGCCAUCAGCGGAGCCGCCCGCUGGGGCAGAGGCGGAGGCGGUGACGGAGGUGGAGGCCAGGCAGGAGGUCGAGGCGUACGAGCCGACGGCCGAUGCGGCCAAGGCGGAAGGUGAGGCCCCCGCCGAUCCGGCUGCCACGCCAGCGGCGGACGAGGCGGAUGCGGCUGUGGACGCCUCGCGGCGCUCCUCCAAGGAGGUGAUCAGCGCGAGGAGUGAGGUCGCCGACGCGCCCGCGGACGAGGUGGUGGCGGAGGCUGCGGCGGACGGCGAGGCAGAGGCGGCCGGAGCGGCGGAGGAGGAGGGGGGGGAGGCGGCGGCGGCGCCCGGCCGCGACUCGAAUAUGUCGGACGCGUCGCAGGCAUCGACGGCCUCGCAGGCAGCCGACGCCAGGGCGGCGAUCUUUGCUCAGAUACAGGCGGCGGAGGCGGAGGCGGCGGAGGCGCCGAGGCCGGCUCCCGCGGCGACGGGCGGCCCGGCGGCGCUGAAGAAGUGGCAGCAGCAGGAGCAGCCUAAGGGCGACGAGAAGCGAGUCCGGGCGGUCAAGUUGGAGCGGGUCAAGGUGGAGGGCAGCUCGCAGCACGCCGAGGCCAUGCGCAACCUAAAGGACAUCAAGGCCAGCAUUCCCAAGGAGAAGACGAACUUCACCGCGCGAGACAAGGCGAUGAUGAAGCUUGAGAACAAGGCGAUGGGCCGUUCUCCCGCGUCGACGCCCGGCUCCUCCCCGGCGGGCUCCGAGGGGCGCGACUCCAUCCCGCGCGCGUCAAACGUGCGCAAGGCGAAGGAGGGGCUCUUCGCGGCGGCGGAGAAGGAGCCCGAGAGCAAGCUGUCGCAGGCCGAGGAGGCGACGCACAAGCACGCCCCAGAGAGCCAGCCACAGCACAUCACCGCCGCCCCACGCACCGCCGCCGCCCGGCCCGAGCCGCCGCCGACCCUCCGCAGCCCCGCCACGGCCACCCCCGGCGCCGCCUCCCCGACCCCAGCAGUACACCUCCCGACCCACGCACCCACCGACGCGAGACGUCGACCAAGGUUCGUGCGCUCACCAGCGCGAGGAAUGAACUGGUUGGUCGAUGCGGUAGGCGAAGCGCAAGCUCGCCAACCUUGGGGUGGUCGACAAGAGGGCUGCGUACGGCGUAAAGUCCAAGAGCGGGUCGCAGCACGCAAAGGCCCCGUCUUCCCAGCUCGCUGCUGCCUGCCUCCCU